This is a messenger RNA of Paramisgurnus dabryanus, 804 nucleotides long. RefSeq names its product protocadherin beta-16-like. Gene Ontology annotation, cellular component: plasma membrane. The record is from RefSeq and is a predicted model, not a curated record. Gene Ontology annotation, biological process: homophilic cell-cell adhesion. NCBI's taxonomy places the organism in Eukaryota, Metazoa, Chordata, Actinopteri, Cypriniformes, Cobitidae. Gene Ontology annotation, molecular function: calcium ion binding.
AUGUCGGACAGAACAAUGGCGCGGCAAGUACUGCUGUUUAUUUGGUUUCUCUCUCUCAGUUCAGCUCUCGGGCAGGUCAGUUACUCCAUUCCUGAGGAAAUGUCGAAAGGCUCUUUAGUCGGUAACAUAGCGCAGGAUUUGGGUUUAGAUUUAAAGAGACUGAAAUCUGGCAAAGCCCGAAUUUAUACAGGAGACAGCGGUGAAUACAUCGAGCUGAAUAAAGACAGAGGAGUCCUCCUUAUCAAAGAGAGAAUAGACCGAGAGGCGCUAUGCGGACAGACAACGCCUUGCGCACUACAUUUACAAAUUAUUCUUGAUAAUCCAAUGGAACUGUUUCGAGUAACUGUUGAAAUUAAAGACAUAAAUGACAAUUCUCCUAUUUUUAAAAGAAACGAGAGACGAUUUGAGAUAAGUGAAUCGGCUGUCAUAGGAUCAAAAUUUGUGCUGGAGAAAGCGAUAGAUGCAGACAUUGGCUCGAAUGAUCUGCAAAGUUAUUUUAUACAGCCUACCGACCAUUUUAAUUUAAAACUUCAUAGUCAGAGUGAUGGGAGUAAAAAGGUUGAGAUGAUUCUACAAAAGCCUUUAGACCGAGAAAAACAGGAAAACAUGUCUCUGGUGUUAACGGCAGUUGACGGUGGAGAACCACCGAAAUCAGGGACCGUUCAGAUACAUAUAACUGUGCUUGAUGUAAACGAUAAUGCUCCCGUUUUUACUAAACCUAUGUAUAGAGCAAUUAUUACUGAAAAUUCCCAAAGAGGCACUUCAGUCAUCUCUGUUGCAACCCUAUAUCACGAAAAUGCGUGA